AUGGCAUUCGAGGAAGUCCCGCAAUUCUUUUUGUACGGCCAUGGUAUCCCACCAGCUAAUCUUACCCUCGGCACAUUAGUCUUUGGCAAUUAUGCCCAGCCCGAAGGUCGCUCAGCAGUGUUCCAGGGGGCCCUCGAUUCAAUUGUCGUCUCCAGCCAGGAAUUUUCUGGCUGCUGGGCCACGAGGUCAAGGUCGAAGUACGGGCUCGGGCUCGAUACUCUGCCCGACUUGGCGUCGAUUAGUGCACAUCCCCAGAAUUUCCUCAACAACUAUGUUCUCCGCUCGCCAAGGACUGGCGCAACGCUCGCUCAGUGGCUUACGGCGACGAAGAGUACCUACUUGUUCCGCAAGGCCAUCUUCCAGAAGCUUAGGGUAUACUAUGUGACGGGUGUUUAUGAGCUUGACGGAGCUUAUGGCUGGGUUGAGCGUGGUUCGGAUGCUACAGCAGCCCUAGGCAUUAACGGAGCAGCCAUGGGGCUGGCGACAGGCAUGCCCUCAGGCUUUGAAUUGGGCCCCUUUGAAUCGAGCACUCACUUGGCCUUCAAGAGCCAGGUCAAGGGUCGGCAGGUUUGGGCUGCGAGGUUCCAGCAGCUCCGUGUUGACUACGUUCGCCAGAGCAAUGAAGAUGACCCCUGCAUACCUUCCAACAUAUUCCUGCUGGCUGAUGAGACGGUCGGACGCAAUGCUGUAAUGGGAUCAGACUCUCCCGUGGAGGAGAAGCUGGUUGUCGAGGGGGACCGGUCGAUUACUGCGAACGCUGCUGAUCUUGGCUUGCGAGAUAGUGUUGAAGAGCUCACGGAUGGGGAGGAAGACGCAUAUUGGCCUGUGUGGGAGGAGGCGGUUGCUGUGCUAGACGGUGUAGCAGAAGACCGGCUAGAGGCUGAGGAGGAUGAACCGUUGCCUGAACCUAUCUCUUAUUCUCCGUAA
Molecule: messenger RNA, 927 nt
Organism: Emericellopsis cladophorae
Lineage: Eukaryota; Fungi; Ascomycota; Sordariomycetes; Hypocreales; Bionectriaceae
Exons: 3
Coding region: 1-927 (308 amino acids)
Source: RefSeq, a predicted model, not a curated record